Lytechinus variegatus (green sea urchin) is the source of this 4049-nucleotide messenger RNA. RefSeq lists its product as uncharacterized. The transcript is spliced from 36 exons. Lineage: Eukaryota; Metazoa; Echinodermata; Echinoidea; Temnopleuroida; Toxopneustidae. The coding region runs from base 96 to 3680 and encodes 1194 amino acids. The record is from RefSeq and is a predicted model, not a curated record.
ACGAUCCUAAAUUCAAAGAUGGCGGAAGAAAUUGUUGUCUGUUUCUAGGACGAUCGAGAAUAAGAAAAAUUGAAAAUUGCCAUCUAAGGAACAAAAUGCCACCGAAAAGACCAUCUUCAGCUCGAAGGAACAUCAAGCAUGUCACCUUUUCACCAUUUGUUAGCUGUGCCAGGCUCCGUCAUGUCCAGUCCUUGUUGAGAAAUCCAGGAGAGGUAGACUCGAGCAAACCAGAUGCUAUCCUCUGUAUCUUAGGAAUUGAUAGCAGGUACAAUGAAGGAAGCAGAGAGCUUAGCAACUACCUUCUGUUUGGAUUCUUUGACACAAGACAGGCAGAACUUGAAAGUUCUGGUUUCGCAGAGGAAACAAUUGAUGAUCUGAUGUUUGUGAUCAAGAAGAACAGUGUUCACAUUUACUGCAAUCCAACCAACUACUAUUACAUCCUGCCUUAUGUAGCACAUUGGCCUGGAUUAAGGUUUCAUCUUAUGACAGAAUCUGAGUAUGAUGAGGAAGAAGCCGCCGAGGAAUUCAAGAUUGUUAGUUUCUUGGAUAUGGUCAGAGGCUGUGCUCUUGUUGGUGUUCCUUACUUUGCUAAAGGUCACUGUCAGCCCUUCAACCCGAUGUUUGUGGAGAAAUGGCCUAUUGUACAAGCAUACGGAUUAGAAGGAUAUGCAACGGGAGGAUUCUUCACUAUGAUGCAUGAGGUUAUUGACAUUAGUAGUCCUCUUGCAUCUGUUUAUGACAUUGUUGACCCUGUUGCCUUGGAAACCAUCGUGACCAAUCAACUACCCCUCUUUGAGCGUCAGUGGUCAUCUUUGCUGACAAAUGUGGAUGUUUCCUAUAAAGCUAAAGCCUUUUCAACACUUCUCGAGGGGAUGGUAGGAGAGCCACUUAAGAGUUACUACAGCCAUGGGAAGGUGUCCAACUCAAGCAACAAUGAAGGGCAAUCUGGUAGGAAGCCGUACGUCCUGUUUGGUCAGAACUCAAUGAAAGCUCAUAUGAAAGUAACCCAAGAGGGUGGGUUUCUACCAGGUAAAACUCUUCACAUAUCGGGUGUAGGGGACACUCCAGCUAAACAUAUGAUUUGUCAGUUGGUUGCACCCAGAAGCCCUCUGUGCUGUGCUCGAACCUACUUCACAUCCAGCGGGCACGCCCCCUACCCCAUCACAGGGGGUUCUGCUCAGGCACCACGCCCACCAAAGACAGAUAUUGAACUUCUCGAGAGACUAUAUAAGGUCGUGAUUGGUUCUGUUUUGGCAUCAAUUAAUGAGUAUUGCAAGACAACUAGCUACUCAAAGGCUGAAGCAUGUUGUUUGUCCUCACUGAAGGAAGGAUUUACAGAGGAACACCUCAAACUAGGACCUGGCUUCCUCACAAACAAAGCCAACAUUGACUUUACCCUAGAAGCCCUCACCCAAGAAGGAAACACCAUAGAGCUCAGAGAUGACAAGGUUCCCCUCAUCAAACUGGUGUCAUUGGUGGUGUAUGAUAUUCCCAGUGUUGAGCACCCUAAUAACAGCCUAGGAUCUGUAGUGUUUGCUGAAAGCUUCUUGGACUCUGCCAUUCCAGUGCUACAGAAAGAUGGAAGCAUCGAAAUGAAUGCAGAGUGUCUAAUUCUGACGAGGCACCUCCCCCGCACUGUCACUUGGGCUGCGGACAUGAAGCCAUCUGACAUUGAGAAUAAUAUCAGUCUUUACACCAAGAAUCCUGAGAGUCCAUUCGGCAGUGUGCUAUUGCAUGGUGUGAACUGUACGAUGCUCGGCAGUGUGGAGCUAUCAGCACCCAGUGAUGGUGUGCUAUAUGUCUUUGAGAAAGGUAUCAUCUUCAGUCAUCCACGCAAUGGCCUGACAAUACUACCUAAGUCAUACUAUGAAGAACUCCACUUCUAUGAUGGGGGUUCAUCCAGUGUGUUAGCUUGUUUGAUGAUCACCUACAGACAUUCCUUACAGUACUAUCAACCAUUACAGAAUCACAAUGCCGGAGACAUGGUCAUGUUUGCCUUCCCACCAAAGACUAAUGCGUACAGAAUGCUCUAUAAAGAAGUGAUCGGAAGAUGGCAACAGGAAAAUCAAUCACCGGUCCUGAAGCAGUUAGAUGCCAUGCCUGAGUAUUAUACCAAUACAUACAAUGAAUUACAGCAUAACUUUGUGACAGAUGCGAGACUGCAGAAACAAGUACCAUCUCUGACCCAGGCCAGUGUCUACCUAUCCACUCUCAAUAGUUUUCUGACUCACCUGUCAGUAAGCAGUGUUGACCCUGACCCCGUCCAUGAGGCUGAUCUACCCUCCAUCCUCGACCCAACCACUGAACAGUCUCAGAAUAGCUCUGAUGCAGAUGAGGUUGUGAUCACAUUGUUGACUGGUAUUACAGGAAGCCACAAGGAGACCCUAUGUACAACCCUCACCAACCUAGCCAAAGAUUAUAACAGAUGGGCCGUUCUGAGAGCACCGUUUGGCGUCCCUCAUGCGUACAAGAAGGACCAGCUGGAGGCUUCAUUGACAAACAUCGUGACAGCAGCAAGGCGACAGAAGGCAUCUAUCAGGGCUUCCACAGGAGGGAGAAAGAAAAUGAGAGUGCUCAUCAUGACACCGGGGUUCACAGAUACAGUCUCAGUGGUGUCGGCCAUCUUGAAUCACCCCAACCCUGACAUUAGAGGAUCACUGAAGAUAGGGGCUGUAACAACCUGCAUUGAUCCACUCCAAGCCUUCAUGGAACACAGAAUGACGUUUCCUUUGUUGCUAGAUCAGUGUGCUCAAGGAUGGGUUAAUAACAUCCUCCUGACUAGCUGUACAGAGGGACCACACCCAGAGCUCAUGUUCAUUCAGGAACUAAUGCGCAAGGUCAAUUCAGAUGUGGCCUUCAUCCUUGCCAACUAUGGAGAAAUCUCAAGGAGCGGAGAUGCUGAGUUGAUUUUGUCUGAGACAGCUUUCAUGGAACCCAGUAAAGUCAGGGCAAGGCAUCUUCUCAUUCCACAAUGGUCAUCACCAGAGUUCAGAAGACAGUUGACCCCCAUCAUGACGGAGGUCAGCUUGAAGUUUAGCCAGCCACUGGACCGGUCAAGGCUCUUGACCAAGAUCAGAAGCCUGCGGUCAUCCCUCGUGUCCAGUCCGUUCAAGGGCAACAUCUACCACAUCGAAGCUAGGACAAGAUUCAAUGAAUCAAACCAGUUGAUGGAACUUACCUUCUCCACUCUGAGCGGCCAUCUGACCGAGUGCCCCGCCCCUGAGCUACCUGCUGCCAGACCCCCUAGCGGUACACCCAGGGCUCCCCUCCCACCGGGGGCAGCCACCAACGGUCCCCCCACCGAGGCUGGAGGGGAUAACAACGGUCAUGAGGGUCCCCAGCAUUGCUUCAUGUUCACUGGCUGUGGUUUGAAGGAGGAUGACCUCAAGGACUGGCUAAGGGCUUGUGCAACACCAAAACCAACUCCCAAAGCUUUGAAAACCAAAUCAUCUCUGAAUGCAGCGGAGAAGAAACAGAUACACGAGAAGCACCAUCUAGCCUCCCUGCCAGCUGGCUGGUUCUACAACGGUAGUCAAUAUGUCAGCAUGACUGGAGAGAAGACUAACACUCACCCAGAAAUGGACAAGUUCAUAUCAGAGUUUGUGGAGAAGAGCAACAUUGCAAUCAAGGAAUAUAAUGAUGGCAUAGCUGCUCAGGAAUACAGGGAUCUCUUCCAGUGAAUAACAGUGUAUGUCUUCAGGAACUUACCUCAUCAGUUAUCAAGGGGGUGUUUCACAAUGAUUCAAGUGUGACUUAGAGUCGGAUUUAAAUUCCCAGUUGCGUACGGCAUAGAAGACAUCACCACAGUUGUCAGAUGAUGCACAAGGGACAUGCAAUGCCGCGUAUCCUUCAAUCAGAAUACGAGUUGCAUAUCAUGUGCACGUCAGCAUUUAAAUGCGACUUAAGUCAUACUUAAAUCUUUGUGAAACAGCCCCCCCCCCCCGGCCUAAUUAAGAAAAAAAAUACUAAAAAAUAUUGAAGGUGCGAUGAAAAUUCAUAAAGAUUAAGACAGUUACUGGAAUUUCAAGUUUUUGAUUUGUGACGUCAUA